CUGCAGGGCACGGGGAUGCCGUGUCCUCUCCUAAACUCUCUUUUCCCUCGGGAACACUGCUGUGAAAACUCCCCCGUAAGGCAGAAGGAGCCCGGGGAGCGGGAGGCAGCGCAGCCGUCCCGGGGCCGGCGAGUCCCGGCAGCGCUGCCCGAGCGCGGCUCGGGGAUGGACGGGGCGCCGGGGGAAGCCGGCUCGUCCCGUUCUGCGGAUCUGCCGGGGAGACACAGCCCUCGGAACAGCAUCGGGGAGCGGAGAGGCAGCCGGAGGAGGCACGGGGCGGUCCCCACUCACCGCCCGGCCCCAGCGGCCCCGGCGCCCAUGGCGCAGCCGGCGCAGCCCGGGCUGAUGGCGCAGAUGGCGAGCACGGCGGCCGGCGUGGCCGUGGGCUCCGCCGUGGGACACGUCGUGGGCAGCGCCAUCACCGGCGUCUUCAGCGGCGGCUCCUCCGAGCCGGCCAAGACGGCCGCGCCUGCCCAGGAGCCCCGGCCUGUGAUGCAGCAGUCGCCGUACGGACCCUGCCACUAUGAGAUGAAACAGUUCCUGGAAUGCGCUACCAACCAGAGAGACCUGACCCUGUGCGAGGGCUUCAACGAGGCUCUGAAGCAGUGCAAGUACAGCAAUGGUGUUACUUCUCUCCUGUGAAGAAUUUGCCCCCUAGUAGGGAAGAGGAUCAUGGUGUAGAGCCCUGCCAUCCACAGGGAGCGGAAGGACAGGAGUGAGCUGGAGGGAGCAGGCUGACCAGACAGGAGUAUUCUAGUGGUAAUUCACUUCUGAACUAGUAGGGAAGGAAAGGAAUGAUUGGACCCAAGGGUCUUUAGUAUUCAGAUAGUGCUGUAUUUAUUACAGAGAAAUAAAAGAAUUUAUUUGGACCUA
Catharus ustulatus (Swainson's thrush) is the source of this 873-nucleotide messenger RNA. Its product is annotated as coiled-coil-helix-coiled-coil-helix domain-containing protein 10, mitochondrial-like. The record is from RefSeq and is a predicted model, not a curated record. NCBI's taxonomy places the organism in Eukaryota, Metazoa, Chordata, Aves, Passeriformes, Turdidae. The coding region runs from base 16 to 642 and encodes 208 amino acids. The transcript is spliced from 4 exons. Gene Ontology annotation, cellular component: mitochondrion; nucleus. Gene Ontology annotation, biological process: mitochondrion organization.